AUGUCUUCCCAUUCCUCAGUAUCAUCUGGAGAGGACUGCUUUAUUGAUGCAUUCGGAAUCAAUGUGCACGCCCAUCGUAUACCGGGUAGUGCGAGUCCCGCAGCUUUCCAACCCACACCUGAUAUGCUCUCUACAUACCGACGUAGUGGUCCAAAAUCUCGUAGUGGAUGCAUAACAUGCAAAAUCCGGCGAAUAAAGUGUGAUGAGGCGAAGCCUAGCUGCCAAAAGUGCUUGUUAACGGGUCGAAAAUGUGACGGCUACGUCCCGCCAAAACCUCGUAAAAAGAAGAGUAAGGCUCGGCCUUCCAGUCAACAACUUAUGAGUUACAAAGCUUUGGAUCGUGGUCUUGCCGUCACCUGGAACCCGACGACAAGUAUUGAAGGAACCUAUAACCAACGAAGAGGCUUCCACUAUUUCCUGACAAACAACUUCUCUGAGAUGGCGGGGAAUUUUGAGUCAGACUUUUGGAAUAAGGUGAUACUCCAAUACGGUCAUCAGUUUCCGACCGUUCAGCACUCGCUGCUCGCACUAAGCGCAACAUAUGAGGAGCGUACAUCCAAGGGGCUGAUGAGAAGUGCAGUCAAUAGCAAGUAUGUUCUACAGCAAUACACAAAGGCAGUCAGAACUCUAGGUGAAUACAUCUCGUCGUCCGAUCAAGAUCCAAGAGCAACACUCAUUGCUUGUCUGUUGUUGGUUUGGGUGGAGCUGCUGCGAAGAAACAUUGACCAGGGAUUCCAACAUCUGUUCAGCGGAUUUAAGAUUUUGGCACAUCUGCGAAGUGCUGGGGUCAUAACCGGCUGCGAGGAUGUAUACAGCUCACUGGGUCGAUCUUUUAGGCGACUCAGGAUUCAACUUUCGAUACAUGGAAGUACUACCGACGAGAUCGCUAGGACGUGUCCCCACACCAUGGACAACGUCUUGAAAAUGCCACACACAUUCUCAAAUAUAGAUCAGUCGAGGGACGUUCUUGACGCAGAAUUUAAGGCCGUUUUCGGAUACUAUCGACGGAUUAGGGAUGUUGUAGAAUUUGGGGACUUUGAAUUGGUGGAUCUUCAAAGUGACGCGGCCAUCAGACAAGCAUAUAUUCUUCGACUCGAGCAAUGGGAAAGAGCAACUAGAAGGAUGGCUAUGAACAAUCCUGAUUUGGCCCGGAGCGCAGAAUACGUAUAUAUGCAGCUCUAUCACUUGACUGUCUUGGUGCUCUUGAAGAUCCCAGUGGCGGACGAGAUGGCGUAUGACAGUUAUACCGCAGAGUUUGAGCAGAUUGUGAUGCUUGCAGAGCGAAUGACCGGGUUGUACGUUAAACAUCCUUUAAUGUUCGAAAUGGGAGUUAUUCCACCGCUCUUCUUCGUCAGUAUAAAAUGUCGCUUGCUACGCGUCCGAAGAAAAGCAAUGGAAAUCAUUCGCCAGGCUCCUGAGCAAGAAGGACUGUGGAUUCGCAACGAUACGCUGAAUUUCUGCGAAUGGAAAAUUAACAUAGAAGAAGCCGGUAGGGGAGAUGUACCGGAGACGGAGCCAUUACCUCUGAGUGCAAGGAUAACUCAUGAACAUUUGUCCAACCAUGCGAUUGAUCUGGAUACUUUCGUUCCAUUCGAGAGAGGGACAGGGUUGAAAAGUUAUGUGAGAUAUCGAAAAGCGGAUUUGUCGACUGGCUUUUUGGCGAUGGAGUUGACAGACGACAUGAAAUAUAUGGAGUGGAUGGCAAACAUGCUCGCAAGAAGAGCUCCAAGAGCAUGCCAAUCAUGUCGACUACACCUUCUAACGCUGUUUGAAAAUGGCUUCGCAAGCACUGCUACCAAAGGUUCAUCGAGAGCUCGGUAUACCACCUCGAUUCAAUCGCGUACACAAGCACCCGCAAGUCGAAGGCUUCCCUCAUCUACUCGAUCGUUUACGCAAAGCAAGCGGCUCGCCGACUUACCAGAACAACCAAAUGCAGACCCAGCUCCAGUUGCUACGGCGGCAGAAAUCGAGACGAUAGUGAGGGAGGCAAGACAGACGUUUGGAGAGACAUUGCCGAAAGAUUACUUGUCAGCCAAAGAGUACGUCAUAUACGAGCGUUUAUAUGGUCCGCCAUUACGAGAAACAGUAUACAGUGAUCUGGAGUAUCUGCCAGGAGGGGAAGAUGAGAUUCAAGAGUCUGAGGUCCGGAAUGUGCUGUUGCGGCAAAACGCUCAAGGAGAGUAUGAGGAGGUCGAAAUAGAUCCAUCAAUUGAUCUUUCGCAUGAGAUCACAUUGUUGGCUGCAGAGAACGUGGUAAGGCAGGAGGGCGAGGAGGGAGAGGAGUUCCUAGAUGAACUGGCUGAGGAAGAGCUAGCAGCGGAGGGCGAGGAAGGGGCAGAAUCGCUGGCGAAUGAAAUUCUGGAGGACGAACAAGAUAUGGAGGAAGAAGCAUGGCUCGAUGAAGAGGUCGAAGCUCAACAGAGUGGCGAGGAUAGCAUGGGGGCGGAGGAGACACAGCCAACACGAAACAUUCGAGGCAGAAAUCAGCGGGAAAUAGAAGCUAUUGCGCGUUUGCACGAUGAAAUGCAGGCAGCUGCGGCCAAAGACAUAAUUGAAGAGGAACCCGAAGAAGAUGUGAACGAAGAAGCCUACGAGGAAGAAGUGAUAGAGGAGGAGGAGGAUAUGGAGGAAAUUGACGAAGACGACGGAUUGGACUCUGAUACAAUCCGAACCCAUCCGCAUACCAUGACUGCUAGAUCUGGAACUAAUCCAAGUACCAUCAACUUGAACAAGCACUAUUUUGUUGCGCCGAUUACAGAAUUGCUUGAACGAGCGGAUAUCAAGCACACGACAGAAGCGGCAGAGAAGGCCUUUGGAGGCAAAAGACUCCCGUUUUCUACGUCAACUCCGGAUGCAUUGAAACAUCUUCCUCAGAAGCCCAUUGGCUUGGAUGCUUCACAGCACAGGAUGACUGAUGUAGAAGCAGAUGCAUAUAUGGCAGCUGUGAUGCCCGGGACCUAUGCCUGUGCAUCCAGCACCAUUGUGGAAGUUCGCAAAAGAUUAGGCACGAACUGGCUGCGAAGGCUCCUAAUGCGGACGGGGGUAGGACCAAGAAUUAUGGAUGCUGGUGGUGGUGGUGCGGCAGCUGUUGCGUGGCGUGAGAUUGCACAGGCAGAAUGGGACCUUAUGACCGAGGAAGGCCUGGUGAAGGGCGACCUGCCACUGGGGAAAACGACUGUACUCACUGGCUCCGAUCGACUCAGACACCGGAUAUCACGCUUUCUGGAAGACACGACUUUCUUACCUCGGUUACCUGACUAUGUCCAUUCUUCAUUAGCAACUCAGCAUCUAGAUGGCGGGACCCCUCAGCCUCGAAAGGUGUAUGAUCUUAUCAUUGCACCACAUUCUCUGCUGCAUUUGAAGGAAGACUAUCGGCGAAAGAAUGUUGUUCAGAACUUGUGGUCGCUAUUGGAUCCCAAGGGAGGUGUGCUGAUACUCAUUGAGAAAGGACUUCCUAGAGGAUUCGAAGCUAUUGCAGGUGCACGUCAACUAUUAUUGGAGACACACAUUUCUUCACCCGGUGAUACGACUACAGAAAACGAGAUUGAGUCACCUGCUUCGGAUAUUGUACGCUUCGCCGACAAAGAAGAAGGAAUGAUAAUUGCACCAUGUACCAAUCAUAAUAAGUGCCCUAUGUACUUGACCCCUGGCAUAAGUUUUGGUCGUAAAGAUUAUUGUCACUUCUCUCAGCGGUUCAUUCGGCCUCCAUUCUUACAAAAGGUCCUUGGUGUGCAAGCCCGCAAUCAUGAAGACGUCAAAUUCAGCUAUGUCGCCAUCCGUCGUGGCAUCGAUUUGAGAAAUCACAAAAAGUCACUACUCCAAGGUGACGUGGCUACAGACCAAGCAUUCGAGGGAUGGGAGGAAACCGACUUACCAGAUACCGAGUCCCACAAAAGUGAUCCUAGCGAGUUGAAGUUUCACUCGCUCUCUCUUCCGCGUGCUAUAUUGCCACCAUUAAAGCGUCGUGGCCACGUUACGCUCGAUCUCUGUACUCCGUCCGGAAAGCUCGAGCGCUGGACAGUGCCUAAAAGCUUCAGCAAGACCGCUUACCGCGAUGCUCGCAAAUCCAAAUGGGGAGAUCUUUGGGCUCUUGGAGCUAAAACUCGAACAUUACGUUCACCAAGACUAGGAAGAGCUGCUGAGGCCAGUGGCAAAGGUGGAAAGCUCAAGGGGGUCCGUGAUGGUAGGCAAGGAAAGGGCGGGAAGAAGGUCAAGGUGAACAAGUUUGAUAUUAUCAUGGGCGAGGAUGGAUUUGAGGGGAUUGAGGAGGACAGGAGUCGAACCAAAUUUGUCAAGAGGGAGAAGAGGACGAAGGGUGGAAGGAUUUACAAGCCGAGGAAACCUAUUGGGGAGGAUGAUCUUUAG
Glarea lozoyensis ATCC 20868 is the source of this 4365-nucleotide messenger RNA. Its product is annotated as Zn2/Cys6 DNA-binding protein. NCBI's taxonomy places the organism in Eukaryota, Fungi, Ascomycota, Leotiomycetes, Helotiales, Helotiaceae. The transcript is spliced from 4 exons. Gene Ontology annotation, biological process: translation; regulation of DNA-templated transcription. The record is from RefSeq and is a predicted model, not a curated record. Gene Ontology annotation, molecular function: DNA-binding transcription factor activity, RNA polymerase II-specific; zinc ion binding; structural constituent of ribosome. The coding region runs from base 1 to 4365 and encodes 1454 amino acids. Gene Ontology annotation, cellular component: mitochondrial small ribosomal subunit.